AGCUGCCUCUCUUCCUCCUCUUCUUCUUUCCUCUUAUAGUUGUCUAGAAUUCCUAGAUAUCAUCCCUAGGGAGCUCGAAUCGAGGCGAUUGCACCUCCCGUCAUGGCGACCGACCGAAUCCCAACCCGAGAACGCCGGCCCUCUGUUGGUGCUCCGAUCGUGGACAUCCAGGGUUCGGUGGUCCCCGCAGGCAUCUCGCGGCCGAAACACAAACGCACCUUUACUGGUUUCGGUGCCGGAGAGAUCAAAAGCGUUGAAGCUUCCAUCCCUGAACCGCAGCGUGAGGCCUGGUUGAAACAUCAGGUAAGCGGCUUCCAAGACAAGGAUGGCUUCGAGCGCGAAGUGGUCCGCCACGUCGAGACCACUUUGGCUCGCAGCAUGUUCAAUUGCGACGAGUCGGCGGCGUACGCGGCUUGCAGCUUAGCCUUCCGGGACCGUUUGAUCCUCGAGUGGAACCGCACGCAACAGCGCCAGACGUUUGCCGACAGCAAGCGUGUAUACUACCUGAGCUUAGAGUUCCUCAUGGGCAGAGCUCUCGACAAUGCUAUGCUGAACAUUGGCCAAAAGGACACGGCAAAAGCAGGCCUUGCCGAUCUUGGUUUCCGGAUUGAGGACGUUAUUGAGCAGGAGCACGAUGCCGCCCUGGGUAACGGCGGCCUGGGCCGUCUAGCCGCUUGCUUUCUCGACAGUCUUGCCAGCCUGAACUACCCGGCCUGGGGAUACGGCUUGCGGUAUCGCUAUGGCAUCUUCAAGCAGGAGAUCAUCGAUGGCUACCAGGUCGAAGUACCUGACUACUGGCUCGACUUUAACCCCUGGGAAUUCCCCAGACACGAUGUCACUGUGGAUAUCCAAUUCUAUGGCCACGUCCGCAAAUCAAUCGAUGCCUCAGGCAAGACCAUUGCUCACUGGGAAGGCGGCGAGAUGGUCAAGGCUGUCGCCUUCGACGUGCCCAUUCCAGGAUAUGGUACGCCAUCCACCAACAACCUGAGGCUGUGGUCCAGCAAGGCGGCGAGCGGGGAGUUUGAUUUCCAAAAAUUCAACAGCGGAGACUAUGAGAGUUCGGUGGCGGACCAGCAGCGCGCUGAAACCAUCAGCGCUGUGCUCUACCCGAACGAUAACCUAGAUCGGGGAAAGGAGCUUCGACUGAAGCAACAGUAUUUCUGGGUCGCCGCCUCUCUGUACGAUAUUGUCCGCCGCUUCAAGAAAUCAAAGCGGCCCUGGAAAGAGUUUCCCGACCAAGUGGCUAUCCAGCUAAACGACACUCACCCGACGCUGGCGAUCGUUGAGCUUCAGCGGAUCUUGAUUGAUCUCGAGGGCCUUGAAUGGGAUGAGGCGUGGAACAUUGUGACCAACACCUUCGGCUACACCAACCAUACCGUACUCCCAGAAGCCCUCGAGAAGUGGUCUGUCCCACUGAUUCAGCAUCUGCUUCCGCGGCACCUUCAGAUCAUCUACGACAUCAACCUCUUCUUCCUGCAAAGCGUGGAGCGCGCGUUCCCGAACGACCGAGAUCUCUUGCGGCGCGUCUCAAUCAUUGAGGAGUCGCAGCCGAAAAUGGUUCGCAUGGCUUUCCUGGCCAUUGUUGGCUCCCACAAGGUGAACGGUGUCGCUGAGCUGCACUCUGACCUCAUCAAGACAACCAUUUUCAAAGACUUUGUCGAGAUCUUCGGCCCCGACAAGUUCACCAACGUGACCAAUGGCAUUACGCCGCGGCGCUGGCUCCACCAAGCCAACCCUCGCCUGUCCGAGUUGAUUGCGAGCAAGACGGGCGGCAAGGACUUCUUAACUGACUUGACGGUUCUCAAUAAGCUUGAACUUUAUGUCGACGAUCCGGAGUUCCGCAAAGAGUGGGCCGAGAUCAAGCACGCGAACAAGGUGCGACUCGCCAAGCACAUUGAGGCUACCACUGGGGUCAAGGUCAACCCAUCUGCGCUUUUCGACAUACAGGUUAAACGCAUACACGAGUAUAAGCGCCAACAAAUGAACAUCUUUGGUGCUAUUCAUCGCUAUCUCACCCUCAAGGCCAUGACUCCCGAGGAACGGCAGAAGCAGCAGCCAAGGGUUUCUAUCUUUGGCGGCAAGGCUGCUCCUGGCUACUGGAUGGCCAAGCAGAUUAUUCACUUGAUCAACAGCGUGGGCUCUGUAGUCAAUAACGACAAGGAUAUCGGUGACCUUCUCAAGGUGGUGUUCAUCGAGGACUACAACGUGAGCAAGGCCGAAAUCAUUAUCCCGGCUUCGGACAUUAGCGAGCACAUCUCGACCGCUGGCACCGAGGCGUCUGGAACCAGCAACAUGAAGUUUGUACUCAACGGCGGGCUGAUCAUUGGGACUUGCGACGGCGCCAACAUCGAAAUCACACGCGAAAUCGGCGAGAACAAUAUCUUCCUCUUCGGCAACCUGGCCGAGGAUGUUGAAGACCUGCGGCACGCGCACACGUACGGGUCACACACCGUCGACCCGGACCUUGCCCGCGUGUUUGAAGAGAUCGAGAAGGGCACAUUUGGUAACCCCCAGGACUUUGCGGGCAUGAUCUCGGCAGUGCGCGAGCAUGGCGACUACUACCUCGUGUCGGACGACUUCCACAGCUAUCUGGAGACGCAUGCGCUCGUCGACGAGGCGUACCGCAACCAGGAGGAGUGGAUCACCAAGUGCAUCACCAGCGUGGCACGUAUGGGCUUCUUCAGCUCGGACCGGUGCAUCAAUGAAUACGCGGAGGGGAUCUGGAACAUUGAGCCGCUGAAGGUGGACUAACCUGCCCAUGCUGAUGCAUCGUAAGUGCGAGCUCGGGUUCACUGGAGGGACGGGCCGCCGCUAGCUUGGGCUGUUCUGCUCGUUAGGCGUCGUUGGAUUAUUGAGUCGAUGGAUAGCAGGGCCAGGAGAAUGAUAAUAAUGCAUUGUCUCUUGCAACAUGUACAAGUUCACUGCCAGCCACAGUAAUCAUUGGGCGUGAGCGUCUUGCAGAGACCUGGGGUAACUAAGGUACCUAAGAUUGAGCAGGGCCAGCGAGGUUGCAGGGCUAUCUUCCGCACUAGCAUCGAGAACAGCAACCGCUUAGACAAGGCCGCUGCCGAUACUAUCAGCACAUCCAACAGAAGGAUAACGUUAAGAGGCGAAGGGGAAAAAUGCUGUCAUCGCAAUAAGACAAAACAGGGUAUUCUGAAUAAGACGUUAGUUUCGCAGUUGUAUACCCG
This is a messenger RNA of Canariomyces notabilis, 3191 nucleotides long. Its product is annotated as glycosyltransferase family 35 protein. Lineage: Eukaryota; Fungi; Ascomycota; Sordariomycetes; Sordariales; Chaetomiaceae. Gene Ontology annotation, cellular component: cytoplasm. Gene Ontology annotation, molecular function: pyridoxal phosphate binding; glycogen phosphorylase activity. Gene Ontology annotation, biological process: glycogen catabolic process. The coding region runs from base 103 to 2751 and encodes 882 amino acids. The record is from RefSeq and is a predicted model, not a curated record. The transcript has 5 exons.